Molecule: messenger RNA, 2159 nt
Organism: Exaiptasia diaphana
Lineage: Eukaryota; Metazoa; Cnidaria; Anthozoa; Actiniaria; Aiptasiidae
Exons: 9
Coding region: 115-1956 (613 amino acids)
Cellular component (GO): membrane
Molecular function (GO): wide pore channel activity
Source: RefSeq, a predicted model, not a curated record
UUUUCUCUGAACUGCAGUACUGACAGCGAGAAAAUAGCUGAGACCAGUGCUGAAAAGGACAAUCCACUUUCUCUAGUGACCAAGAAUAGCUGAGAACUGUUGCUUAAAGCAAGUAUGAAGUACGUGUUGGCACUUUUCAUUGUUGGUGCUUCUUUCACUCUCAUCUCAACGUCGUCAUCACUAAUAAAAAAUACAACUUCUACAAAAGAUGAAGACGAAAUGKCAGAUGAUUCGCCUCUCCCUAGCCCAGCUGGUCUUUCUUUUAUUGGCAGUGGCUACGAUCUCAUAAGAGGAAACCCCGAUGGUCAGGAUAUCGCAAAUGGCGGUGUCGAUCCAGGGCUGCUCCCUGCUAAGAGGAUUCUUGGCCUCUCUUAUAAGGAAGAUAAGAGAUCAGACAACAAUAAGUAUCUUGUACCAGAUCAAAUUCGGUUUACUGUUCGCGAUUCCUGCGUUUCAACGAAAAAACACGACAUUGUUGCUAACAGCGAGGCUUAUCAAAAAGAACUUAAAGUCAGCGUCUCAGUUGAGGCGGAAUACGAGGGACUUUGGAGUGCUGCUUUCUCGGCCAGUGCAAGCUAUGAGAACAUGAAUAAAGGCACUACAGACAGUGAAAAGGUCUUCUAUGAAGAAAGAACGGUUUGCCUCAAAGGCAAUGCGGAGUAUUUUACUGAUAUGGCGUUUCAAGGAGUUUUCUCCGUGUCGGAAGAAUUUGCAAGCGCUGUGUGCAACCUCCCACCACAGUAUAAUGAAAAGAAAUAUACAUCUUUCCUUAAGGCAUGGGGAACGAAUGUUGUCGUCGGAGCAAAUCUUGGAACCAAAACAAUACUUCGAACCGAAUCAUCCAAGUCUGCGUUCACAAGUUAUGCUUUGACAAAUUACGCUGGUUCUGUUUCAGCGUCAGGAGGGUAUGGAGGAGCUAGUGCCUCAGUAACAGUAGACGUUGAGUCUCUCAGCGAGUCAAUGAAAUCUGGCUCAAAAUUUGGUUCUCGUGAGGUACGGUACCAAAUAGGUGGAGAUAACAUGCCAGAGCCGAUUACUAUUCGAUUGAUGUCAAUCCAAAAGAUGUUUGAUGUCAAACUCUACAGUGCUUACAAAGACAUAAGAAAUUCAAGAAUUCCCUGUCGUUUUUCAAAAAAACUGCUAUCCAACAGAACUGAAAAUAUCAAAAUGGCUCUUAAAGCCUAUCCGUCAACCCUUAACGUCAGGCUACCUACAGGUGGCCCAAAUGUCUCAGUUGAGUUAACAUGGCCAAAAGGUACCUACGCUAUUCCGAUGGUGAAUUUGCAAACUAGGAAGGAAUCAAACGAAAAAAGAGAAUCAAARGGUCUUCCARCACYGAAAUCARCAGAUUGUCCCGACAGYAAAGAUUUUGUUUGGAAGACUGGAGGCUAUUAUCAAGACUGCGAGGAUGAUGACAAUGGGAACAGCCAGUCCCCUGGCAAUCAUCUUGGCAUAAUUAAUGGGAGAAACGCCCGRCAAGACUUCUGCGUAAAAACUCAAGAAACAUCAUCUCAUCUUUUAUGGCCCAAAGGAUCGUAUUGCAUAGCAAAGAAAGGGAAUUGUCCCGAUGGACUUACUGAAGGAGGCAUUCGCUGGGACGAUGAAGAUGAUGAUAACCAAAACAAACACAAUGGUGUUCUUCCCGAUGGUUUAGAGGGCAAAAUAAUUGCACUCAGUGGAGCAAACACUGUCGUCGACUUCUGCUGCCGUAAAGAUGGUUUUCCAUCCAAUCCCAUCUAUUUACCAUCCAGUGUGCCCUUCCUACUGUACAAGGCAAAGGACGGCGUUUGUCAGCAAGUCCAUGGAAUGACAGUAAUGGAUGAAUGGGCCUAUUGGGAUAAUGAGGACGAUGAUAACGAAACCGAUAAAAAAGGUGCUGUUCCAUUUAGCGAGGGUAGUGGUAACUUGAAGCUGUUCUACUGCUACUACCAGCCUAACUGGUGGAAUUCWCGAUAGACGAAUGUCUCAACGAAUUCACAUAACACUGGAAUAAUAUGAAUGGAUAAAGAGGAAUAAUUGGCUGCAUUGUUAGCUCUAUUAAUCGAUUAAGGUGCGAGUUGUGUGUACCACAGUCCAAAACAUACUUUUUACGAGGAAUGACAAACUGACAAUUAAAAAAAUCAUAAAACCAAAUUGUGCAAUCAUUUGUAUUUAUUAAC